CGAAUACGCUUCGAAGAGCUUACAAAAUUCACCCAAUCGCUGCUGUUCAGGUAGAAUAUAGUCCGUGGUCUCUUGACAUUGAAGAAAAUGGACUUAAAAAAGCUUGUGAAGAACUUGGUGUUACAAUUGUCGCAUAUUGUCCAUUGGGGCAAGAUUUUGAGCCUAGUGAUUUUCGCAGAACACAACCUCGUUUUGUAGGAGAAAAUUUUGCAAAAAAUUUAGAACUCGUAAAAGAAAUUGAAAAGUUGGCCAAAAAGAAAGGUAUUUCUGCUAGUCAACUUUGUUUGGCAUGGGUUUUAGCUCAGGGUGAAAACAUUGUUGCAAUUCCUGGUACUAAAAAAGUGAAAUAUUUGGAGGAAAAUAUUCAAGCUGCUAAUGUUAAAUUAACCUCUGAAGAAUUAGCCGAAUUUCGAAAAAUUAUUGAUUCUAUUAAGAUUGCUGGAGGUCGAGAUCAUGAAGGUGCAUUAAAG
Molecule: messenger RNA, 470 nt
Organism: Dentiscutata heterogama
Lineage: Eukaryota; Fungi; Glomeromycota; Glomeromycetes; Diversisporales; Gigasporaceae
Source: the annotation of a GenBank genome assembly